UUGGUGUCCGCCCGGGGCUGGCGGGGACCGGCAGAGCCGCCGGGCAUCACCCCCGGUGGGAAUCACCCUGCCGGACACCCGGGCAUCAUCCCCGGUGGGUAUCACCCUGCCGGACCCCGCCGGGUAUCGCUCCUGGCACGCAGGGGCUGCUCUGGGCUCGGGACACGGAGCGGAUUUGGGUCUCCCCAGGUCGGUGAGGGGCAGGAGCACCGGGGCUUCGCCAUGUGGGACACUCGGUGUAUCCGGGCACUGCUCUGCACCACCCACCCAUGGCAGACAGCAUCCCACACCCGAUCCUGUUGGCAAGGGCUGGGAGCACCCCAGGGUGCUGAGCCACAGCCUGGCCAUGUAUGGGGUAGUGUGCUGGAUCCGGGGUCCCUCUUGCUGGCUGCUCAAUGCCUGUGCCCAUGGCUGUGGCACAUCUGAGGGGAAACUGGGGUGGACAUUGCCAUUAUGGACCAGUGUUGUGACAGGAGAUGGUGUGCACACUAAGAAACCAUUGGGACGUGACUGCAUGGAGGAACUGGACUGGUGGUGGCCCCUUUACUUCCCCUUUGCUGCCUGAGGGACCAGCACCCACUAAGCUAAGCCCAGUCCAGCUGAGUCAGCUGAGCCCAGCCCAGCAGAGUGCAUUGGAGCCAGAUCCAGCUGAGCAAAGCCCAGCCAUCAGGGAGCAAGACGUGGCAUACACAAGGUUCUGGUGAUGCAGGAACUGCCUCUGCUGUGCCUGAUGCUGCUCCUGCUCUGCAGAGACAUGGGUAUGAGUGCCCAGGGCUUCACUCUGCACCAGCCCCAGGACAAGGUGUCAGUGGAAGCGGGGAAGACGCUCACCCUGAACUGCACCACGUCUGGAACAGAUGUAAUAGGUGGUGUGAGGUGGCUGAAGGGCUGGGGCAGUGGGAACAAGACCAUCUAUGACCAGAGAGUGGAAGUUCCCUGUGUGAGGAGAGCAGUGGAUGGGUCUGACACAGACUUCACCAUCCACAUCAGGAACAUUCAGCCUGAGGACAUGGGCACCUACUACUGUGUGAAGUAUACCAAGGGAGACACUGGUGAGGAGGUGGUGUUUCAGCGUGGCAGUGGCACAGAGGUGUCUGUGCAAGGUCAGAACUUUGUGUCCAGCUUCCUCCUGCUGUGCCUUGGCAUCCUGCUGGAGAAGGCGCUCCUCGCUGGGCUCCUCUUCUUCCUCUUCAAGCAUAUGAAGAGCAAAGCACUGGAGAUGAUGUCUUAUUCUGCUCCACUUUAGUCCCUGGUUGCUCAAGCCAGGUCUCAGGACAUUGCCACAGCCAGCAGUGAUGUGUGAACUUGGAAAUAAACAAACCAGGAUAGAGA
Messenger RNA from Oenanthe melanoleuca, 1332 nucleotides. RefSeq names its product tyrosine-protein phosphatase non-receptor type substrate 1-like. Gene Ontology annotation, cellular component: plasma membrane. The record is from RefSeq and is a predicted model, not a curated record. Bases 704 to 1246 code for a protein of 180 amino acids. NCBI's taxonomy places the organism in Eukaryota, Metazoa, Chordata, Aves, Passeriformes, Muscicapidae. The transcript has 3 exons.